AUGAUCUUUGCAGUUAAUGAGAUAAACCAAAGCCGUCUUCUGCUUCCAAACAUUACCGCUGGUUAUAGGAUCUUUGACACUUGUGAUAUUCCAAGUGAGGCACUGAGAGAUGCUCUCAUUCUGCUGUGUGCGUUACAAGACACCAGUGGGGUUGCAACAGCUGGAUUCGCUCCUGCUUCUUCUGUGAUUGGUGAUGCCAGUUCAUCUGCUUCUUCUGUUAUUUCAAGAACUCUCGGCAUCUUUCAUGUACCUGUUGUCAGCUACUUUGCAUCAUGUGCAUGUCUAAGUGACAGAAAUCAGUUUCCAACAUUUUUCAGAACAAUGCCCAGUGAUAAAUUUCAGGUCAUAGCUAUAGUUAAUCUUGUUAAAAAAUUCCAGUGGACGUGGAUAGGAGUACUUGGAUUUGACAAUGACUAUGGGCAGUUUGCAAUUCAGUUAUUUCUUGAAGAAAUUAUAAACUUGGGUAUCUGUGUGGCUUUUACGGAAUUUUUACCUGUCACUGACAGUGCAGAGAAAAUUCUUCAGAUAGUAAAUACUAUUAAGAAAUCUUCUGCCUCAGUUAUCCUUGCUUUUGCUGGGGAGAGUGGACUGGCUCCUUUACUACGAGCAAUGAAACACGAGGAUAUAAAACACAUGCAGUGGAUUGCAAGUGAGGCUUGGGCAACAUCUACAUUCCUGUGGAAUUCUGGUUUCCAAGGCAUCUUAAUUGGAAGCCUUGGCUUUGCUAUUCAGAGAGCCGAAAUUAAGGGACUCAGAGAUUUUCUUUGUAGUCUACAUCCAUCUCAGCAUUUUACUCAUCCAUUCAUAGAUGAGUUGUGGGAAGAAGUAUUUAACUGUACAUUAAGAGUGAAUGAAAAUAUAACCAUGCAAAAUAUAUCAAGUUUAAGGAGAAAAUGUACUGGUCUGGAGAGUCUGGAAGAAACUGUUAAUGUGUAUUCAGAUGUUUCACAGCUCCGCGUUUCUUAUAAUAUUUAUAAAGCAGUCUACUUUAUUGCUCAUGCACUUCACAGGUUAUGUGAUUGUAGAAAUGACACAGGCUCUCUCCUGAUGGGGUUUAGUAAAUGUGUUACAAGCCUCCAACCCUGGCAGCUGCUGUCUUUAAUGAAGAAAGUUUCUUUUACAAUGUCUGGAGAAGAAAUUAGCUUUGAUAACAAUGGUGAUCCAGUUGCAUUCUAUGAUCUGAUAAACUGGCAGAAAAAUCCUGAUGGCUCUGUUAAGUUUAUGAAAACUGGUGAUUAUGACGCAUCAUUAUCUGUAGGUGAAGAACUUACCAUAAAUACAACAAUGAUUAAAUGGCACAGUAGUGAACAGGUACCAGUGUCAACAUGUACCAACAGCUGCCCUGCAGGAGCAAGAAGAGCAACACGGGAGAAUGAGCCUGCCUGCUGUUUUGACUGCAUACCCUGUGCAGAUGGAGAGAUAGGCAAUCUGACAGAUUCCACUGACUGUAUGAAAUGUCCUACGGAGUACUGGUCUAAUUACAAGAGAGAUCUGUGUGUUGCAAUGGAAGUAGAAUUUCUCUCCUACAGUGACUUCAUGGGAAUAGCUCUUACAGCUAUUGCAGUUUUGGGUACAUGUUUUACUUUAUGCAUAGCAGUCAUCCUAUUCCAAUUUCGAUCUACUCCAACAGUGCGAGCAAAUAACAUGGGACUUAGUUUUCUACUGCUGCUAUCCUUAGCUCUGUGUUUUUUAUGUGUUCUGUUAUUUAUUGGAAAACCAACAACUUGGUCUUGCGUGAUUCGGCAAUCUGUGUUUGGGAUCAGCUUUGCUUUCUGCAUUUCAUGCAUUUUGGGCAAAACAGUUGUUGUUAUCAUGGCAUUUCAAGCAGCAUUCCCAGGUAAUACUAUCAUAAAGUGGUUUGGACCUGCACAACAAAUGGCAAGUGUUUUUGUUUGCUCUUCAUUUCAAAUUAUAAUAUGCUUAAUGUGGUCAUCUACUGUGCAACCUUCUCCAGCAAAAAAAAUUGAACCUCAGCGUGCAAAGGUAAUACUGGGAUGUAGCAAAGGGUCUUCUGUGGUUUUCUGGAGUAUUUUUGCUUUCAUUGGACUUUUAGCAUGCAUGUGCUUUAUUCUUGCAUUCUUGGCUCGAAAAUUGCCAGAUACUUUUAAUGAAGCCAAGUUCAUAACUUUUAGCAUGAUAGUAUUUUUUGUGGUAUGGAUAACUUUCAUACCAGCAUACAUAAGUAGUCCUGGAAAGUAUACAGAAGUAAUAGAAAUCUUUGCAAUUUUAGCCUCUACUUUUUCAAUUUUGUUUUGUAUUUUUUCCCCUAAAUGUUACAUUAUACUUUUAAAGCCAGCAGCUAAUUCAAAGAAACAUGCUACCAGCAUAUUUAUAAAAUAA
Molecule: messenger RNA, 2340 nt
Organism: Protopterus annectens (West African lungfish)
Lineage: Eukaryota; Metazoa; Chordata; Ceratodontiformes; Protopteridae
Product: extracellular calcium-sensing receptor-like
Exons: 5
Coding region: 1-2340 (779 amino acids)
Biological process (GO): G protein-coupled receptor signaling pathway
Cellular component (GO): membrane
Molecular function (GO): G protein-coupled receptor activity
Source: RefSeq, a predicted model, not a curated record